Protomyces lactucae-debilis is the source of this 489-nucleotide messenger RNA. Its product is annotated as transcription regulator HTH, apses-type DNA-binding domain-containing protein. Gene Ontology annotation, cellular component: nucleus. Lineage: Eukaryota; Fungi; Ascomycota; Taphrinomycetes; Taphrinales; Protomycetaceae. The transcript is spliced from 3 exons. The annotation marks the transcript as partial. Gene Ontology annotation, biological process: positive regulation of transcription by RNA polymerase II. The record is from RefSeq and is a predicted model, not a curated record. Gene Ontology annotation, molecular function: sequence-specific DNA binding; DNA-binding transcription factor activity.
AUGGCAGCUGCCGCACAUGCUGCAGCCUUGGCAGCACAUGCUGGUCAGCAACAUCCAUCGGGGCCACCUUCCUCAGGGGUUGUCGUGGGUGGUCAGGGUUUUGCAUAUCCACGGGACCCUGAUGCGUUGCCAUUCGAUCCCACUGGGCAGCAGUGUCCGCCUGGUGGACGACCGAGAGUGUCAACGACUAUCUGGGAGGACGAAGGGACUUUGUGCUUUCAGGUUGAAGCGCUACAAGUCACUGUCGCGAGAAGAGAGGCAGAUGACAACAUGAUCAAUGGCACAAAGCUGCUCAACGUCGCGCAGAUGAGCAGAGGGAAGCGCGACGGCAUCCUCAAAAAUGAGCCCGACCGCAAAGUGAUCAAAGUCGGCUCGAUGCACCUCAAGGGUGUUUGGAUUCCCUUUGACCGAGCUCUCGACCUGGCCAAUCGCUACGCCAUCACAGAUGCUCUCUAUCCACUCUUUGUGCAAGACAUCAAGAAGUUCCUC